Molecule: messenger RNA, 1442 nt
Organism: Pocillopora meandrina
Lineage: Eukaryota; Metazoa; Cnidaria; Anthozoa; Scleractinia; Pocilloporidae
Source: the annotation of a GenBank genome assembly
AUGGCACAACGCGUCAACUCGAUACUACACACUAAAACGGCUGAUGAGAUAUAUGUAUGCGAGGUCUUGAUGCGGGCUGUGCAAAUUCUACUUGGGAAACGGUCCUUAAGUUUUUCCUUGUUCUAAAAUUGGAAAUCAGCUCAUCAUUACUAAAGCAGUGAAAGGGUAUAGCUUCAAAGUUACCACUCGUUAUAGCCACAAAUUCUAUAUUUUUUUCUAUAAACCAAAAUUUUCCUGAAGGCUUGCUUAGCUGCCAUAUUUUUGAGUAGAUAAUUCAAAUAUUGAAAAUUUUCAAAUAGAGCAAUUCGCAUUUCAAUUUGCAAGUCGCGCCACUUAUGACAAAGCAAUUUUGGGCUUAAUUCUAGUUUCACAACAAACUUGAUUACUAAGACUGAAUGCAAAUGUCUCGAAAUGCACUUUCUUUGAAAAUCUUAGAGUAUUGAAUGCUGUUAUUUCAUAUUUGUUUCGCUGACAAGUGUGUUUUUCAUUUCGCGGUAGGAUUUGAGUUGUUUCAAAAAGGAGGGAAAAUCUGUAUCCAGUUCAUUCAUAACCAAAACAUUACAUAUACAUUAAAAGUGGUGAAAAACGCCAUGGUCACUUUUGAGGUGAGUAUAGCUUUGAGGGGAUCGUAAUUUAAAAUGAAUUCACUAAAAAACUGAUAAGCAUAUAAUGAAAAAAAUUCUUUUGUCAAAUAAUUUUAAUCACUGAUAUUUAUUUACUGAAUUUAGAAAGUCCGAAUAUUAACUCUAGUGCUUCAUGAUUACAAUAUAGGGUGUUUCUAGCUGAUUGCACAUCACCCUUAGAGACACUGACGAAAUGACGUCAGUAUUUAUGCGAACGAAAUUUUGUGACCAUGCUUGCAGACUAAAUACUUUUAAGAAAGCGUCAGUCAUUUGAGACAGUGUCCAUCCACACGAGGUUAUUAACUAGAUUUUCAGUCGCUUGUGUAAAUGAUAUUUUGUGAUCAUGUUUUAAGUAUAAAUAUUCUAGGAAAAGCGUCAGACACGUAAGACGUUGUUUAUUUGUAUGGAGUGAGUGUUAUCUGUAAUUUUUACAUUACUAGCUUCAAAGGAACUUCCCGGCUCAAUUGAGUUUCCCUGUGUCAAAUUACACUAACAAUAGUGAUUUGCCCCGUAAUGCAUAGGAAUAUGGUUAUCUGUCGAUAUGUUUAUUUGUUUACAUUGCGUUCGCAGGAAGGGCGUUGCGACAGUGUUUCUGAUGGCAAUAUUCUGUUUGACGAGACAAGAAUGGGAAGGCUGUAUCAAUAUAAGUACCUAGCUGUUAAUAGGACAAUGUGCUUAGGUGUACUUAAUGACUGUAAUUAUAACCUAGCCCUUAUAAGUACAACAAAUGAUAAUACUGAUGGCCGUUGUUUAUUCAAAAAACACAGAAGUAAGCUUUCAGCUACGAAACGACGCCCAUCAUUUUUUAUAAAAAAAUAA